AUGCGCCACGUGAGGCGGCUUUCGCUACCAGCAAGCCUCAACAGCCCUCGCCUCGUGACAAUUGAUGACACACACCAAGCCAAAGUCAAAAAGAUUAACCAAUAUCUUUGUUUGUGCAAACUUGGCUCAGGUGCAUCAUCAAAAGUUUAUUUAGCACAAGAUACAGUCACAAACGAAUACUAUGCUCUUAAGAUGUUCAAAACCUCCGAAUUAUCCAAGACAGGAAAUGGUUUACAAACUCUUGAGCGAGAAAUUCGCAAUAUGAGGUUAGUAAAACACAAAAACAUUAUUCGUAUGAAAGAAGCUUUACAUUCAAAAGAUGAAGGCAUUGCCUGCAUUGUUUUUGAAUGGGCAGAUUGCGGAAGUAUAGAAAAUUUAAUAGAACGUGGAUUUAUUCUUGACGAACGCGUUAUCUCACGUAUUUUCUACCAGAUUGUUACAGGGUUGCAGUUUCUUCACGAUCAAGGAAUUGUUCAUCAGGAUAUUAAGCCAUCAAAUGUACUUAUUUUUUCUGACGGCUCUGUGAAAAUCUCAGAUUUUGGAAUCGGACAUCGUUUCCAAUCGGCAGAUACUGUUGUUGGAACUCCGGCAUAUCAAGCUCCAGAAGUUUUUGGCAGCGAAGAAGAGCCAGAGGAAGAGAACCUUGACGAAGAGCCACUGGAUCCGUGCAAGGAAGACGUCUGGAGCCUAGGAAUAUCACUUUACCAGACAAAAUUCUUAAGGUUACCAUAUACAGGAGCAAACGUAUACGAAAUAGCAAGCAUGAUAAGAACUACAGAUCUAGAGAUCCCACCUGAUGUUUCUCCAGAGCUCAAAGACUUGAUUACGCACAUGCUUACAGUUGAUCCCAUGAAACGAUACUCUUUACAUGAAGUUGCUGCCCACCCAUUCAUUCAGAGAGGUGAGAAGCCUAUUCCGUUGCCGAUUAGGAAGAAACCUCCGCCAAAACCUUCCCCAGAAUUUGCUAUUCAUAACAUUAGUGCUGUUGUAUGCGAUGACGGUUACUCUUUCGGCUAUGAAGAGGCAAACCGUUGGUGGUGCCCUCCAAGGACACUAUCCCGCAAUUAA
This is a messenger RNA of Trichomonas vaginalis G3, 1068 nucleotides long. RefSeq names its product protein serine/threonine kinase protein. Gene Ontology annotation, molecular function: ATP binding; protein serine/threonine kinase activity. The coding region runs from base 1 to 1068 and encodes 355 amino acids. Gene Ontology annotation, biological process: protein phosphorylation. The record is from RefSeq and is a predicted model, not a curated record. The transcript has a single exon. NCBI's taxonomy places the organism in Eukaryota, Parabasalia, Trichomonadida, Trichomonadidae. Gene Ontology annotation, cellular component: cytoplasm.